AUGUUCCUUUCUCACCAUGUCUGGCUGCUAGCUGGACUCAUCCCCAGUCUUGCUUUGGCCCAGACAGCAAACUUGGAUAUAUGGGAGGUUCACGAAAGCUGCAAAGCUGAGGGACCUCACGUCCAAGAGUCUAUGGACAUGGCACUGGAGAUGGCAAUAGCAGCUAAGGAGAGUCUCGACUUCCUUGCCGGGCCAAUACCAACAAGCAACGAUGGGCCAACUGGCCGCCUGAGGUAUAACACUGUCUACAAGACUGUUGAUGCGGUAUUUGGCCUAAAUCCCAAGUCAGAGGGCUACAAUGACAAGAUCGGCCAAGUCAAAGCUCUGUUUAACAAGAUGGUCACCGUCAUGCCCUCUAAUGAAAAUGACCCCGUACAUGGGUAUAGUACCAGACUAAACUCGCGAAAUCUCGAACACAAGGCGAUGUUGUUGUGUACCGACAAACCGGGCGACAAUAGCUGGAAGUGGUACGGAUUAGAAGACAAGGUUCCUGGUAUGGAUCAUAAAAUGAACCAGCACCAGGACUUUAGAGAGAUGGGCAUCCUCAACGUCGUUGAAGGCGCUUGGGUUUAUGAGCAUCGAUUCGCCUGGAAGGAGGCGGAAAAGGAAGAACCCGUCCUUCUUACAGAUGGCAUGCUCGCUGCUGUCUAUGCUGACAAGGAUAUGGUUAUCUUUGGUGACAAGCUAUUCGCAGAUCCAUGGAGGAGCAACCCGUCCCCCAAAGCCCUCAAAUCUUCUGGCAUCUCUGUGGGCGAUGCCAUUGGCAAACACUCGAGCCAUCUUUCCGUCGUCAUGGUUCAUGAGCUGGCGCACUGGUUUGGUGGUCGAGACAAUUACGGCAAGCUAAACAUUGCUGACCACACUGCUGUCACCAAGGCAGGCAAGCUGCUGUACGACAACAAUGGAGCCGUGGAAGAACACAAGACACCACCCACUGGUGAUACUUACCACCGUCUCAAAACUUAUGGCCGAGAACUCAUCUGGAAUUUGGCUCGUCCUCACAAAACGUACCCUGACAACAGUGGUCCAGCAAAGGCAAUCACCAACGCCGACUCAUACUCAGUCUUUGCCCUCAUGAUGUACCUUGAUGCAUGGGACUGGUCUAGUGGUGGUAAUGCAAAGGUUCCCGGAACUAAGAGAAAGGAUCCUCCUGCGCCUUAA
Molecule: messenger RNA, 1161 nt
Organism: Fusarium sp. VM40
Lineage: Eukaryota; Fungi; Ascomycota; Sordariomycetes; Hypocreales; Nectriaceae
Source: the annotation of a GenBank genome assembly